CUUGAGAUGUCAUUCUCGUUAACCUUUAGUCGAAAAAAGUCUGCACAGUCGGUUGUGUUCGCGGGCCAGCUCCAGAUUGUCUCUCCGUUUGAUUCCGAAAGCAGCCAGAUUUUUUCGCUGGACAAAUUUUAAUCGUACUCUAGUGAGAACCUUUGAAGAAGAAUGUCUUCGGCUCCGGUGCAACGGUUCAUCCAACAUGGUGCACACAAGGGCAAGGGAAUUGCCGUGUUCACCAGCGGAGGCGAUUCCCAGGGCAUGAACGCGGCCGUCCGCGCCGUUGUCCGGAUGGGCAUUUACGUCGGAUGUAAGGUCUACUUCAUCCGCGAGGGUUACCAGGGCAUGGUGGACGGCGGCGAGAACAUCAUCGAGGCCGGUUGGUCCUCGGUGUCCAGUAUUAUCCACCGGGGCGGUACCGUGAUCGGUUCCGCUCGUUGUACCGAUUUCCGGGAGCGUAAGGGUCGUCUGCAGGCCGCCCUCAACCUGGUCAGCCGUGGCAUCACCAACUUGGUCGUGAUCGGUGGUGACGGUUCGCUGACCGGUGCGAACCUGUUCCGGCAGGAGUGGUCCAGCCUGUUGGACGAGCUGCUGAAGGAGGGCAAGAUCACCCAGGAGCAGCGACUCAAGUACAAGGCGCUGCACAUUGCCGGCAUGGUCGGUUCGAUUGAUAACGAUUUCUGCGGUACGGACAUGACCAUCGGAACGGAUUCGGCCCUGCACCGGAUCAUCGAGGCCAUCGAUGCCAUCGUCAGUACGGCGUACUCGCAUCAGCGUACGUUUAUCAUGGAGGUCAUGGGCAGACAUUGUGGUUACUUGGCCAUAAUGGCCUCUUUAGCUAGUGAGGCGGACUAUGUGUUCAUUCCGGAAGAUCCCGUCCCGCACAAUUGGCCCGACAAGUUGUGUAAGAAAAUUCUCCAGGAACGGUCAGCCGGUCAGCGGUUGAACAUCAUCAUCGUGUCGGAGGGCGCUAUCGAUCGCGAAGGCCAACCCAUCACGGCCGAGAAGGUCAAGCAGGUGGUGGUGGACAAGCUCCAGCAGGACACCCGCAUCACGGUGCUGGGUCACGUGCAGCGCGGAGGCAACCCGAGUGCGUUUGAUCGCGUGCUGGGCUGCCGCAUGGGUGCCGAGGCCGUGCUGGCCCUGAUGGAGGCCGACGACAACACGGAACCGUGCGUCGUCUCGCUGGACGGCAACCAGGCGGUGCGCGUCCCGCUGAUGGAGUGCGUCCAGCGGACCAAGGCCGUGGCCCAGGCGAUGGCCGACCGCAACUGGGAGCUGGCGGUGCAGCUGCGUGGCCGCUCGUUCGCGCGCAACUUGGAGACGUACAAGAUGUUGACCCGGCUGAAGCCGCCGAAGAGCUCGCUGGACAAGGACGGGCGCGGCGUUGGCGGUUACAAUAUGGCCGUGAUGCACAUCGGAGCGCCGGCUUGCGGAAUGAACGCCGCCGUUCGGUCGUUUGUGCGUAACUGCAUUUACCGCGGGGACACCGUGAUGGGCAUCCACGACGGUAUCGAGGGCUUGAUUUCGGGCAACAUCAAGAAGAUGGAGUGGUCGGACGUGACCGGAUGGGUUGGGCAGGGCGGUGCUUUCCUGGGAACGAAGCGUACGCUGCCGGAGGGCAAGUUUAAGGAGAUUGCCGCUCGUUUGAAGGAGUUUAAGAUUCAAGCGCUGUUGAUCAUCGGAGGGUUUGAGGCGUACCAUGCUGCUGGCCAGCUGACCGAUCAGCGGGACAACUUUAAGGAGUUUUGUAUUCCGCUGGUGGUCGUUCCGUCGACCAUCUCGAACAACGUCCCCGGCACGGAGUUUUCUCUGGGUGCGGACACUGGUUUGAACGAGAUUACGGAGAUUUGCGAUCGCAUCCGUCAGUCGGCCCAGGGAACCAAACGACGCGUGUUCGUUAUUGAGACCAUGGGCGGUUACUGUGGCUAUUUGGCCACGUUGUCCGGUUUGGCCGGUGGUGCCGACGCGGCGUACAUCUACGAGGAGAAGUUCUCCAUCAAGAAUCUGCAAGAGGACGUGUACCACAUGGCGUCCAAGAUGAGCGACGGCGUCCAGCGUGGGUUGAUCCUGCGCAACGAGAAGGCCUCGGACAACUACAACACCGAGUUCAUCUACCGUCUGUACUCGGAGGAGGGCCGAGGUCUGUUCUCGACCCGCAUGAACGUGCUCGGCCACAUGCAGCAGGGUGGUUCGCCGACUCCGUUCGAUCGUAACAUGGGCACCAAGAUGGCGGCCAAGUGCGUCGAGUGGCUGGUCGAACAGCUGAAGGCCAACACCCAGCCGGACGGGUCGAUCUGCGCCAAGACGCCGGAAAGCGCCUGCCUGCUGGGGCUCGUCCGCCGGCAGUACAAGUUCUCGCCGCUCAAGGACCUGAUCGCGGACACCAACUUUGAGCAACGCAUCCCCAAGCAGCAGUGGUGGCUGAAGUUGCGCCCGCUGCUCAGAAUUCUGGCCAAGCACGACUCGACCUACGAGGAGGAAGGGCUUUACAUCACCGUUGACGAGGAAAUGUCCACGGAUUCGCCCGUCGCUUAAAAUGCUUCGAGGGUAGCGUGAAAUCAUCACCCGGAACAAAGUGGAAGAAGAAGAUAAAUCCCAAAGAAAUACCUCAGCGUUAUCAUCAUCGAUGUUUGAGAAACAAAGAGAGAGGGAGGGAGGAGCCAAUAAUUGUCGUUAUCAGUGCAGUGACGUCACUAUUUCAAUUUAAAAUAGGAACAAAACAGUACACAGUAAGAUACAAAAAAUAUAUAUGAAAGUGUUAUCCAAAUCUGCAAAACUCCUCACAAACUCAAUGAGGCACGGUUAGUUUAUUAAAUUUGUAUGAUUAGAACAA
This is a messenger RNA of Culex quinquefasciatus (southern house mosquito), 2830 nucleotides long. RefSeq names its product ATP-dependent 6-phosphofructokinase (gene Pfk). The transcript has 7 exons. Lineage: Eukaryota; Metazoa; Arthropoda; Insecta; Diptera; Culicidae. Bases 163 to 2532 code for a protein of 789 amino acids. Gene Ontology annotation, biological process: canonical glycolysis; fructose 1,6-bisphosphate metabolic process; fructose 6-phosphate metabolic process. Gene Ontology annotation, molecular function: 6-phosphofructokinase activity; monosaccharide binding; fructose-6-phosphate binding. The record is from RefSeq and is a predicted model, not a curated record. Gene Ontology annotation, cellular component: cytoplasm; 6-phosphofructokinase complex.